Molecule: messenger RNA, 1056 nt
Organism: Penicillium salamii
Lineage: Eukaryota; Fungi; Ascomycota; Eurotiomycetes; Eurotiales; Aspergillaceae
Source: the annotation of a GenBank genome assembly
AUGACGGGGAAAGGUGCGAUUCUUCCCCGUGAGGGCCUUUACAUUGAUCCAGUUUUCAAAUGGUUACGGCGAACACUGCUUCAUCCAUUGUUCACAUUGACUUGCCUCUACCUAGUGCAUGGUGCAAAGUUGAGUGUUGCUGUGCCAUAUCAAAGGCCAGUUCAACUGGUCACAGGGGCCAGUAUCUUGCUGUUUCUUAAUGACUGGUUGAGUGGCAAAAGUCAAAACAACUGGGUUACAGACGAUCACUGGGACUGGAAGAAGGAACUGGUGGUAGUCACUGGUGGGAGUGGUGGUAUUGGGGGUGGCGUAGCACAACGUCUCGCCGCUAUGGGGGCUCGGGUGGUUGUACUGGAUAUCAUCCCUUUGACAUAUGAGCCUGGUAUGCUGUGUGAAUAUUUCUACUACAUUUGUUUUCUGCUAAAACAGCCUCAAGGGAAAAAUAUCAUGUACUAUAAGUGCGACCUUAGCGACGAAACGCAAAUUGCAUAUGUCUGCGAGAAGAUAAAAGUCGAAAGAGGUCAUACAACUGUUCUUGUCAACAAUGCUGGUUUGUCUCGUGGUCGGACUGUUGUCGAAGGUUCAUACAGCGACAAUAUCAUUACCUUGAAGACCAAUCUACUUGCACCUUUCCUGCUCACUAAAGAGUUCCUUCCAAUCAUGAUCAAGCACAAUCACGGUCACAUUUUCAACGUCGCGUCGAUGAGUGCUUAUAUUCCUCCGGCAGGAAUUGCAGAUUAUGCGGCGUCAAAAGCAGGAAUGAUUGCAUUUCACGAGUGUCUUGCGGAAGAGCUGCGAAGCCAGAGUGCAUUCAAAGUUCGCACAUCGCUGGCCGUUUUGAGUUUUACGAAAACACCUCUUUUCAAGGGGAAGACAAAUCAGUCCCACUUCUUCACGCCUCUGCUGCAUAUAGACACCGUCGUCGACGCCAUUUUUGAUACGCUCGAUAGUGGGCUUAGUCAAACUAUCUUUCUCCCUGGUAUUUUUAGGUUCUUCGCAGGAUUGGAACCCCCGUUUGGUUCCAGAAUGUUAUUCGAGGCGGUGCCAAAUCUCUGA